AUCUUAGAAGAUCAAGCACUCCAAAAAUGUUUCCUCUGAAGGAUGCUGAAAUGGGUGCCUUUACCUUCUUUGCUUCAGCUCUGCCACAUGAUGUUUGUGGAAGCAAUGGACUGCCUCUCACACCAAACUCCAUCAAAAUUUUAGGACGCUUUCAAAUUCUUAAGACCGUCACUCAUCCCAGAUUGUGCCAGUAUGUGGAUAUUUCUAGGGGAAAGCAUGAAAGACUGGUAGUCGUGGCUGAGCACUGUGAACAGAGUCUGGAAGACCUGCUUCGGGAAAGGAAACCUGUAAGGUACUGUGUAGUAUCAGGACCAGUAAAUAAAAAGUAGAAAGUGUUAAACCCAAAAGCAUUUUUAUUAGAAACUGCAGGACUUUGAUUCCUUCUGUUUUUGUUUAAUAUAAAAUAUACUGGCAAAUGUUCAUCUUAAGAAAUUUAAUGCAUAGGCCAUUUAGACAUGCAGUGUUAACAUUG
Messenger RNA from Castor canadensis (American beaver), 472 nucleotides. The record is from RefSeq and is a predicted model, not a curated record. Lineage: Eukaryota; Metazoa; Chordata; Mammalia; Rodentia; Castoridae.